This is a messenger RNA of Plasmodium yoelii, 2007 nucleotides long. Its product is annotated as mTERF domain-containing protein, putative. Gene Ontology annotation, biological process: regulation of DNA-templated transcription. NCBI's taxonomy places the organism in Eukaryota, Apicomplexa, Aconoidasida, Haemosporida, Plasmodiidae. The transcript has a single exon. The record is from RefSeq and is a predicted model, not a curated record. The coding region runs from base 1 to 2007 and encodes 668 amino acids. Gene Ontology annotation, molecular function: double-stranded DNA binding.
AUGAAUAACUACUACUUGCUAUGUUUCGUAAUUAUAUAUUUGAAUUUGCUUGUGUGCAACCUUGCAAUUUGCAAAACCGUUUAUAGUAGUGAUAGUAGUAAAGAGCGUAAGCUGGUAUUAUUAAAAAGGAGAGAAACAAAUGCCUUAAAAUUCAAAUCAAUACAGAAAAAAAAUAAUACAAACAAACACAAUGUAAAAAAUAGUAACUUAUAUUUUUUAGGAACAAAUCUGUUUAUUACAUCAGCAUAUCAACCAAUUAAACUUCAUCAUAAUAUAUAUAAAAAGAUCAAUAACCAUGAUAAAAAAGUUAAAAAAAAUAUAAAAUGGAAAUAUAAAAUACUAAAAGCAACAGAUAAACAAUUAAAUAAUUUAAAAAAAAUUAAAAAUAUAGAUAACACUAUAUUAGGUAAUAAUUUUCAAGAUAAAGAAGAUGAAAUUAUAGAUCAAAUUCCAGAAAAGUUUUUAAAUGUUUUUAAAUGGGCUUUAGAAUUUAAAUUAAAAAAUUCCAAUAGUAAAUUUUCCAGAAUAAAUAAAUUAGCAAAAAAAAAUAAUGAACAGUUAAAAACUUUAGAUAAUUAUGCAAUAGGUUACAAAGAAAAUUUAUUAGCCAUGUUACAAAAUGAUAAAAAUUUUUUUGUAAAUAUCGUUAAAAAAUUAAAAUCAAAAGAUUAUUUUAAUUUUGAUAUUUAUUCUAUUUUUAAAUUUAUUAAUAUAGACAUAAGAUUUUUAUUCAACCCAGAUUGUCAUAACCAAUCCGCUGUUUUUUUUCUAAUUUUGGGAAACCUUGACAAAUCUAUUAAUUAUUUUAUCGAUAAUAAACACACAGUUAAUUUCGAUCAAAUGCCUAAGGAUUACGAUUCUGAUAAUCAAGAGAAUGGAAAAUCAAAAAUGACAAUAAUGGAAAGAAAAAAAUUACUUAGAACCCAAAAAAAAAUAGCUAAAGAGGAAAAGAGGAGGCUCUACAACCACCGCCUCUCUCACCCCGCCGAAGAGGACGUGGCACAGGCAGAGGCAGAAGUGGGAGAGGCAGAGGUGGCAGAGGCAGAAGUGACAGAGGCAGAAGUGACAGAGGCAGAGGCAGAAGUGGCAGAGGCAGAGACAGAAGUAGGGAAGGUAGCCGUGGGGGAGGUGGCCGUGGAAAAGACGUCGAGCGUAGAUGACAAAUUGGCAUUCUUUCUCAAGCACUACAAAGAACUGGAAUACUUUUUUACAACCCAUUUUAAAAGUGGAGAGGAGAUAAAAGAUUUUUUUGAAAGGUGCAAUAAAAAGGAAAAGAAAAUAAUAAAAGAGGAAAUAAGUUUUAAUUCAAAUGGAGACAAAAUUAUAAAUAAAAAAGAGAUAAUAAAAAAUGGUUUAAAUUUAGAAAUGAUAAAAAAAAUUAUUAAAACAUCUCCUAGAUUAUCAUUAAUAAAUAAAAAAACAUUAACUAAAAGAAUAGAUCAUUAUAAAAAUGAAAUAAAUUAUAAUUAUAAUGAACUUAUGGAUAUAUUAUAUAAUUUACCUCAAUUUUAUUCUUUUGGAAAUUUAAAAAAAAAAUACAAAGAAUUAUUAUAUUUACAUGAAUCAAUAAAAGAAGAUGAUUUAAAAAAACUUAUAAAAAUAUAUCCUAGAAUAUUUACAUAUAACAUUUAUAGAACUAUAAGACCAAAAUUAUUAUAUCUAAUUAGACAUCUAAAUAAAUCUUUUACAGAUUCUAUUUCUUUUCCACAAUAUUAUAGUUAUAGCUUUCGACUAAGAAUAAUACCAAGACAUGUUGCAUAUAUGAAUUUGUAUUAUGAAAAUUAUAUUAAAUAUUAUCAUGAAUUGUUAAGAAAAUAUAACUAUGCUGAUUUAAAUAAUAAAUUUAAUAAUUUAGUUUAUAAUUCUAAUAUACCUCCAAUCAAUUUAAAAAAAUUAUUACAAACAUCUAAUAAAGAAUUUAUUGAAUAUUACAAAAUACCAUAUGAUCAAUUUGUCAGAUCUACACAACUAGCCAAGCAUAUACAAAACCCAUUUAUUAUCUAUUAG